GACGUAUGUGUGUAUGUAAGAGCUAGAGAGAGUCAUCCCAGGUCUCAAGCUCUCAACACAGACGUGGGUGUGAGAGAGAGGAGAGAGAGAGAGAGAGAUGGAUUUGUUGACGUUGUUGCUAGGUCUCUCUCUGGUGCUUUGGAGUCUGCGCACUGCCAUUAUCCUUAGCAGGAGAAACAGUAAGCCAAUCUCCGGCAAAAACCUCCCACCAGGUCCCGUCCCUGUCCCCAUCGUUGGUAGCCUCUUCAAACUCGGUGACAAACCCAACGAGUCACUCGCCGAACUCGCCAACACCUAUGGCCCUCUCAUGACUAUAAAGCUCGGUGGUGUGACCUCCAUAGUUGCUUCCUCUGCCGCCAUAGCCAAAGAAGUCCUCCAAACCCACGACCAAACCCUGGCCGGCCGAACUGUAGUGGACGCAGUUCGGGCUCUCAACCACCACCAAGCGUCUUUAGUGUGGCUCUCUGCCUCCCCUCGCUGGCGAAACCUCCGAAAGCUCUGUAACCAUGAAAUCUUCACAACACAGAGACUUGACGCCAGUGAACCCCUCCGGCGCCUCAAGGUUCGACAACUCCUCGCUCAUGUUCGUGAAAGUGCCAAAGUGGGUCGAGCUGUUGAUAUCGGUCAAGCCGCAUUUGCUACCUCCCUCAACUUGUUAUCCAACACCGUCUUCUCCGUCGACAUGGCUCGUCCCGGCUCUGAGACCGCACAAGAGAUCAAAGCUAUGGUGUGGGGAUUAAUGGAAGAGGCAGGAAAGCCUAACCUUUCAGAUUAUUUCUCUGUACUAAGGCCAUUAGAUCUACAAGGAGUAAGGCGGCGGUUUAGGUUUUAUUUAACAAGACUACACAAACUGUUCGACGACAUGAUCGACCAAAGAUUGAACUCCAGAGUUUCUCUUUCUUCUCAAAAGACAAGAAAUGAGGAUUUAUUAGAUGUUCUUCUCGUUCAUUUCCAAGAAAACACUUCUGAAUUUGGCCGUUCUGAUAUGAAAUCUUUGCUUGCAGACAUAUUUGGGGCUGGGACGGACACCACCUCAACAACAUUGGAAUGGGCUAUGGCGGAGCUGCUCCAUAAUCCAGAUUCAAUGGCGAAGGUUCAAUUGGAGCUUCGAGAAAAUCUAAUUGAAGGGAAACCAGUAGAGGAAGCAGAUGUCUCUAAGCUCCCUUACUUACAAGCGGUGGUAAAGGAAACCUUACGUCUACACCCACCAGUUCCACUCUUGAUCCCUCACAGAGCUGAAACUGAUGUGGAAAUUUGUGGGUUCUCUGUGCCCAAGAAUGCUCAAGUUGUGAUCAACGCCUGGGCUAUUAGUAGAGAUCCCAGUAUAUGGAAGAACCCCACUUCGUUUGUUCCUGAGAGGUUCUUGGGUUCGUCGGGGAUUGAUGUUAGAGGCAGAGAUUUCGAGCUUAUACCAUUCGGUGCUGGGAGAAGGAUCUGUCCAGGGUUGUUACUGGCGUUGAGGAUGGUGCAUCUGAUGUUGGCUUCGCUUCUGCAAUCUUUUAAUUGGAAGCUUGAAGGUGGGAUGUGUGCAAAGGAGAUGGACAUGGCUGAUAAGUUUGGGAUUACCUUGCAAAAAGCCCAGCCCCUCAGGGCAAUACCCCUGCAGCUUCAGAUGUCACAGUCUUGAUAUCUUCUAUCUUGUCUCCAUGAUAGGCUGUGGCCAAAUCAAUGCAUGCUAGCUCAUGCAUGCUAAGAAGAUGUGAUCCACUACUGAUUGGAUCCUAAUUAAAUGUAUUUUGCUUUCUAAAAUAUAUCAUCUUAAUUAAAUAAUUAUAAUUUUUAAUGAAAAAAUAACGUACCUAAAACACAUGGUUUUCACCAUUGUGAGGUCAUAAUGUACGCAAUCUUGCUCCUAUUUUGUGGAGAAAUUGUAUAAUCAUAAUUUUUAAUACUAAUCAUAUAAAUUGGAUGGCAAGGGAAGGGGAAAAACCCCCUACUAAUUUUUUUUA
Molecule: messenger RNA, 1949 nt
Organism: Macadamia integrifolia
Lineage: Eukaryota; Viridiplantae; Streptophyta; Magnoliopsida; Proteales; Proteaceae
Product: geraniol 8-hydroxylase-like
Exons: 2
Coding region: 98-1627 (509 amino acids)
Molecular function (GO): heme binding; oxidoreductase activity, acting on paired donors, with incorporation or reduction of molecular oxygen; iron ion binding
Source: RefSeq, a predicted model, not a curated record